AUGGCGGUGGGCAUAUCGCGGGCCAAGUGCCUGAUGACGCUCUUCGCGUUGGCGUCCAUUGCCGUUCUCCAGGUUUAUGCGCGUAGCACGCACGAGACGUACGGCACGGAAAGGAAGUUGAGUCCUUCGGACUUGAGUUUGGAGGAGCUGGAUGGGUUGUUGCAGGAUUGCCCAAUAGUCCAAGCCCUCUCCGCCGAAAAGGUCGCUGCCCACGCGCACCAAACCUCCUCUGCCACCGAGCGUCUCUUCGCCAUCCUCUUUCCCGGCUCCCCCGCCGUCAACGCUAUUCUCGCGACCCUCUACAUCUCCGGCCCGCCCAACUUCCUGCUGGCCCUGUGCCCGACCAACAUCGACCCGUCUUCGCUCUCCGUUAUGGUCGCCUUUGCCGUGGGCGGCCUGCUGGGCGAUACCCUGUUCCACCUGCUUCCCGAGAUCUUCAUUGGCGAGGAUAGCCACGAGAGCGCAAAGUUUGUGCUGGUCGAGCCGAACAGGAACCUGCUGCUGGGUGUUGCGAUUCUGGUUGGAUUCAUGACUUUUGUGGCUAUGGAUAAGGGCUUGAGGAUUGCGACAGGUGGUGAAGGCGGGCAUGAUCAUUCUCAUGGACAUUCGCAUGGUGGUCAUUCGCAUGUGGCGGAGGCGACUGGUGUCGAGGCUGUGAAGAAGGGAGAUGUAAAGAACAGAAAGGGUGACCUGAAGAAGAAGGAUGUUGGGGACGCACAAGAUGAGGAUGACAAAAAGGAGAUCAACCCUUCUGCUAAGCUGGGCGGCUACCUGAACUUGAUUGCCGACUUCACCCACAACAUCACCGACGGCCUCGCCAUGUCCGCCUCCUUCUACGCCUCCCCCACCAUCGGUGCAACCACCACCGUGGCCGUCUUCUUCCACGAGAUUCCUCACGAGGUCGGCGACUUUGCCCUGCUCGUCCAGUCCGGCUUCUCCAAGCGCCAGGCUAUGGGCGCCCAGUUCAUCACCGCCAUCGGCGCCAUGCUCGGCACCCUCAUUGGUAUCGCGGUGCAGGAAUUCGGCGGCUCUGGUGAUGCCAAUGGAGCGGCGAUGGGCAUGAAGGAGGGCCUUUGGGGAACCAGCUUGACCUGGGGAGACAUGUUGUUGCCGUUCACGGCGGGUACCUUUUUGUAUGUGGGCACGGUUGCUGUCAUUCCGGAGUUGUUGGAGACGGGCAAGGAUAAGGCCAAGGAGUUGAAGAAGACGCUUGUGCAAUUUGCGGCUAUUGCGGUCGGAGCGGGGAUUAUGCUGUAUAUUUCCUGGCACGAUUAA
Sordaria macrospora k-hell is the source of this 1275-nucleotide messenger RNA. RefSeq lists its product as uncharacterized. Gene Ontology annotation, biological process: intracellular zinc ion homeostasis; zinc ion transmembrane transport. The record is from RefSeq and is a predicted model, not a curated record. Gene Ontology annotation, molecular function: zinc ion transmembrane transporter activity. Gene Ontology annotation, cellular component: membrane. Lineage: Eukaryota; Fungi; Ascomycota; Sordariomycetes; Sordariales; Sordariaceae.